Trichomonas vaginalis G3 is the source of this 1425-nucleotide messenger RNA. Its product is annotated as RNA polymerase II CTD heptapeptide repeat phosphatase protein. Lineage: Eukaryota; Parabasalia; Trichomonadida; Trichomonadidae. The record is from RefSeq and is a predicted model, not a curated record. Gene Ontology annotation, molecular function: RNA polymerase II CTD heptapeptide repeat phosphatase activity. The transcript has a single exon. The coding region runs from base 1 to 1425 and encodes 474 amino acids.
AUGUCAAGCGAAGAAUGCAAACACUCCGUUGUUAUUAACUAUUCUUGCGUGCAAUGCGGUAAACCAAUGGAUCAGACAUAUCUUGACAAGAAUUAUGUUCGCGCAGAUCCAAAUUCUUCAGUUGUUAUGAUUUCAUUUGAAGAAGCAAGGAACAGAAAUCUUCAAGAAGAACAGAGGCUUAUAGACGCUAAGAAAUUAUCUCUUGUUAUUGACUUGGAUAAGACACUUAUCGAUACAACAGAAGUCCGCGAUCAUAGUGAAGUCGAAGCAAUUAAAAAACUAGACCCUCAUGCAACAGAAGAUGACUUCUUUGAAUUCAAUAUGAAUCAAAACUUACUUAUUCGUUACCGCCCACAUGUUAGGGAAUUUUUAGCAUCAAUUGCUCCAUAUUUCGACCUGCAGAUAUACACACUCGCAUUACCUUCAUACGCUCAUGCAAUAUUAAGUAAAAUUGAUCCAGACGACAAAUUAUUUAAGAAUCGAAUUUUCUCACGUACAGCAGAAGAUUUUGCAAUGCUUCGCGAAGAAGCAAUGCGAAACAGAACAGAUAUUGUUCAUAAAAAGAACAUUAAAAAACUAUUUCCAUAUUCAGAUAAAUUAGUUUUAGUUCUUGACGAUUCUCCUGAAGUCUGGUACUGUGAUGACAAUAAACUGUUUAAAGGACUCGUUCAAAUCAAGCGUUAUUCAUACUUUACGAGACAAGGUCCGAAUUUUCCUCCUACAGUUAAUCCUGAUUACGUUGAAGAUGAUAUAUUGAUCCAGAUGCGAUCAGUUCUUAUCGAAGUUCACGAUUUGUUCUACAAAAACUACGAUCCAGAACAAUCCCAUGUAAUUAUGACUCUUCAUCAACGGAAAGCCCAAGUUUUUGAAGGAAAAACAUUUUAUUUCUCUGGUCUUUCAGAUGCAGACGCCAGAUCCUUCACUUAUCUUGCAGAAGAAUUUGGAGCAUUAGUUGUUGACUCAUUUACACCAUAUACAACACAUAUAAUAGUAGGAGAAGGUGGUGCAGACGAGGAAGUUCAAAAAGCUCUGAAAUACAAUGGAGUUUACGUGAUUUACUUGAAAUGGCUUUUUGAAUGUUUCAUUCAAUACGCGAGAUUAGAAGAAUCAACAUAUGCAGCCGUAGGAAUUCCAUGUCCAACAGAUGGCCCAGAUGAAUUACAAGAGCAGCCUGAAGCUGAAGUUUCUUCCGGAGAUUUCGAUUUCGGUAUGGAUGAAGCAGAAGAUAAAGAACCAAGUCGAAACGUUCAAAGACUAACAUACGAUGACAUUAAAGAUGAUCCAGACUGGAUGACAAAAAUUAUGGAAAUAGAAACUGAUUCAGAGGCAGAAAAUGAAGAAGAGGAAGAAGGAGGAUGCCUCUGUAGAUAUGGAAAUGAUGAGGAAGAAGGUGGAGAAGAAGAUUGUGCUUGCGAAGAAGAAUAG